Messenger RNA from Aspergillus bombycis, 939 nucleotides. RefSeq lists its product as uncharacterized. The record is from RefSeq and is a predicted model, not a curated record. Bases 1 to 939 code for a protein of 312 amino acids. The transcript has 2 exons. Lineage: Eukaryota; Fungi; Ascomycota; Eurotiomycetes; Eurotiales; Aspergillaceae.
AUGGCAAUACGUUAUCACCAUAACAAUACUGCUCUCGAGACUCUUACAUUACAGCCUAUCUCGAGGCUCGCUCCGUUUUCCGCUCUCAUUAUUUCGAUAAUACACGUCAUCCUUUUUCUGGUACGGUAUUAUGUGUUAGAGGGGUUUCUCAUAAAACGUCUCUAUGGCUCUAUCUAUACGAACCUGAGUGAGGUGAACCGACGCGGGUUCAUUAACCACCACAUUGCCGGUCUGAUGAAGAUCCUAAUUUUAAUCGUCGCCGCAUACCCUUUCCUCGAGGUGGUCAUUGGGAAGGCAUCCUUCCACACACCCUACGCACCUGGCUCCCGUGUGACAAUGGGCGACAUGCUGGUCGUGGUCGCUCAGAUGCUCAUUGGGAUGUAUGCGUUCGAGUUGAUUUACCGCACUAAGCUGUCGCCUAUCGCUGUGCUACAUCACAUCGGGACCAUUGUCAUUGGCCAGUCCGCAAUCGCAAUCAGCUUAGAUUUGGCCCGAGAGCCAGAUGCCGAUAUCGAGUUUGUCCUGUGUACCGUAUGGGGUGCCUUCGACAUCAUAUCAGAGUUCUUCCCCCACUUGGCCAUCAUUCUUUACCGCGUCUUCCCCCACCGCCACCGUUUCCUUAAACGCCUCUUCCUCCUAUCGUGCAUCACCACAGCCUUCGGGACAACCUGCGAAACCAUUGUUAUCUCCUUCCUGUUCGGCUCUCUGUGGGAUCGAUGGCAGAUUGCCUUCAAGGUCGUCACCCCGCUACUUCAUGUUGCCUUUUCUGCAGCCCAGGUCCACGGUAGCGUGGUCUUCUGGAAGAUGUACAAGCGCCAACAACGGCUUGAGGAAGAGACGUCUGGAUUCGAUAUCGAGAACGGGGAUGUUCGUGAAAUGCAUGUUCACGCCGACAAGACGAAACUUGAUUCUUCUGGGUCUACGGUCGCUAUUGUAUAG